Molecule: messenger RNA, 1178 nt
Organism: Cryphonectria parasitica EP155
Lineage: Eukaryota; Fungi; Ascomycota; Sordariomycetes; Diaporthales; Cryphonectriaceae
Exons: 3
Coding region: 239-850 (203 amino acids)
Cellular component (GO): membrane; cytoplasm
Source: RefSeq, a predicted model, not a curated record
GUUCGAACGAGACACCUUCAAGCAGUCAGAAGGCGCCGCCGGCGUUGCUGGGCCCGCCCUCUCUGCUGUCGCUGAUGCUCGUCAGCAUCUGCUUGGGAGGGAUGGUCCUCCCCUGCCUGGGACGACUGGCAAGCACCCCAUAUCCGAAAAGAUUGGCACUGCCAUUACUGGCGGCAAGCAGAAUGCGGGCACCAAGGGUUACCUUGCUGCCUAUAUCAAGCAGCUCGAAGAGAACCCGAUGCGGACCAAGAUGUUGACCGCCGGCACUCUGGCCGGCGCACAAGAGUUCAUUGCAUCGUGGCUGGCAAAGGAUCGUAAUAAGAACGGCAACUACUUCACCUCGCGUGUGCCUAAGAUGGCCGCAUAUGGUGCUUUUGUCAGCGCCCCUCUCGGCUCUCUCUUGAUCUGGCUCCUGCAGAAGGUCUUUGCGGGCCGUACAAGCCUGCGCGCCAAAAUUCUACAGAUUCUCGCUAGCAACCUCGUGAUCGCACCCAUCCAGAACUCUGUGUAUCUGGUUGCCAUGGCCAUCAUUGCUGGCGCGAGAACGUAUCAUCAGGUGCGGGCAACCGUUCGCGUUGGCUUUUGGAAAGUCAUGCGCGUGAGCUGGAUCACGUCGCCCAUCUGCCUGGCCUUUGCGCAGAAGUUCCUGCCCGAGAACACCUGGGUGCCAUUCUUCAACCUCGUGUCGUUUGUCAUUGGUACCUACAUCAACACCGUCACCAAGAGGAAGCGCCUCGCGGCUCUGCGCAAGAAGCACUUUGGUGACCAGGGCGGUAGGCCAGGAUCUAUUUCAGGCGGUCCCCCGCACUCAGACGACUACCCUCCCAUUGGGCCCAACCCACCUUACUAGGUGGACGUUGUGGUGUGGUGUGAGAUAGAUCGACACAACGCGAAGUGGUUUGGUCAUUUGGUGUAGUGCUCUUUACCGUAAAAGCAGUUUUGCGUUGUGCUGGGGUUUCUCGUCUUGGUGGUUUGUGGCAUUGGAUACCACAAGAGUGUGCACGGGUUUUGGUGGUAUAAUGAGGGGAUAUAUUCACGACGGGAUGAAAAUAUCUGAUCACGCUAUGGUUGAUGAUUUUUUCUUUCUUUCUUCUUCAUCUGUCCUAGCAGUACAUGUCCCUCGCCCUUUGUAGCAGAUAGUAGGCACAUAAGAAAAUAGCGUUUUCGUAUCUGUCCAG